AGACGCCUAAAGGGGCGGGGCGGCGAGGGAAAGGAGGAGGGAAGUAGGACUUCAACAUGGCGGCUGCGGUACUGGCGGUGGUUACGGUGACGGCCUGGCCCGGGGCGGACAGAGUUGGAGGUGGUGGCGUUUGCUCUCCCUAGGGGCCGUCGGGAGCUCAGCGAAGACCGACCUGGGAGGCCGGCUGGCGCCAGCACCUUUCGGGUUCUGGGACGACGGCAUUAGCGGCGUUCAGUUGGAGUCUCACUCUUUUGCCCAGACUGGAGUGCAGUGGCAUGAUCCUUGCUCACUGCAGCCUCGUACUCCUGGAGUCAAGUGAUUCUUCUGCCUCAGCCUUCCAAGUAGCUGGAAUUACAGGUUCUAAAUGGCUUCUAAGAAGUUGGGUGCAGAUUUUCAUGGGACUUUCAGUUACCUUGAUGAUGUCCCAUUUAAGAUAGGAGACAAAUUCAAAACACCAGCUAAAGUUGGUCUACCUAUUGGCUUCUCCUUGCCUGAUUGUUUGCAGGUUGUCAGAGAAGUACAGUAUGACUUCUCGUUGGAAAAGAAAACCAUUGAGUGGGCCGAAGAUAUUAAGAAAAUCCAAGAAGCCCAGAGGGAAGCUGAGCGCAAGACCGAGGAAGCAGAGGCUAAAGCGAAGUCUAAGAGUGGUCCAGAGGGCGAUAGCAAAGUGAGCUUCUCUAAGACUCACAGUACAGCCACAAUGCCACCUCCUAUUAACCCCAUCCUUGCCAGCUUACAGCACAACAGCAUUCUUACCCCGACUCGAGUCAGCAGCAGUGCCACGAAACAGAAAGUUCUCAGCCCACCCCACACAAAGGCAGAUUUCAAUCCUGCUGACUUUGAGUGUGAAGAGGACCCAUUUGAUAAUCUGGAGUUAAAAACUAUUGAUGAGAAGGAAGAGUUGAGAAACAUUCUGGUAGGAACCACUGGACCCAUUAUGGCUCAGUUAUUGGACAGUAACUUGCCCAGGGGAGGCUCUGGGUCUGUGUUACAGGAUGAGGAGGUCCUGGCAUCCUUGGAGCGGGCAACCCUAGAUUUCAAGCCUCUUCAUAAACCCAAUGGCUUUAUAACCUUACCACAGUUGGGCAACUGUGAAAAGAUGUCACUGUCUUCCAAAGUGUCCCUCCCCCCUAUCCCUGCAGUAAGCAAUAUCAAAUCCCUAUCCUUCCCCAAACUUGACUCUGAUGACAGCAAUCAGAAGACAGCCAAGCUGGCGAGCACUUUCCAUAGCACAUCCUGCCUCCGCAAUGGCACGUUCCAGAAUUCCCUAAAGCCUUCCACCCAAAGCAAUGCCAGUGAGCUCAAUGGGCAUCAUACUCUUGGGCUCUCAGCUUUGAACUUGGACAGUGGCACAGAGAUGCCAACCCUAACAUCCUCCCAGAUGCCUUCCCUCUCUGUUCUGUCUGUGUGCACAGAGGAAUCAUCACCUCCAAAUACAGGUCCUACGGUCACCCCUCCUAAUUUCGCAAUGUCACAAGUGCCCAACAUGCCCAGCUGUCCCCAGGCCUAUCCUGAACUGCAGACGCUGUCCCCCAGUGAGCGGCAGUGUGUGGAGACAGUAGUCAACAUGGGGUACUCGUAUGAGUGUGUCCUGAGAGCCAUGAAGAAGAAAGGGGAGAAUAUUGAGCAGAUUCUCGACUAUCUCUUUGCACAUGGACAGCUUUGUGAGAAGGGCUUUGACCCCCUUUUAGUGGAAGAGGCCCUGGAAAUGCACCAGUGUUCAGAAGAAAAGAUGAUGGAGUUUCUUCAGCUAAUGAGCAAAUUUAAGGAAAUGGGCUUUGAACUGAAAGACAUUAAGGAAGUUUUGCUACUACACAACAACGACCAGGACGAUGCUUUGGAAGACCUCAUGGCUCGUGCGGGAGCCAGCUGAGACCAGGCCCUGCCUAGGCCCUGCUGCAGAACCACUCUCCCCAGGGGCCCUGCAGAGCCCACCUCUGGGGAAGAAGGGACACGCGUCUGGAUUUUUUGGGGGGUUAGAAGAUCGAUCAUGUGUGGAGACUGUGCUUGCCAGUUUCUUGGAGCCUGGGCCCUGAGCUCGGGGAAGUGGGGAAGAUUUGGGCAUGUGACUGCCCCAGACUGCCCUGGCUCCUUCCACACUAAAUGUACUUGUAUUUUGAGAAGUGUCCUUCCCACUUCAGCCCUCCAGAGACUCCCCUGGUCUUUCUGGAGUCUACAUCCUCAGCUGAAACCUGGCCCGGCUGCCAAGCAGGAGGGGAGGGCCAGAUUCAGCGCUGCUUUGGGGCUGGUUGCUCCUCCUCCCCCCACACUGGCCGGCUGAAGGCCAGACCAAGUUGAGCGCACGUGGAAGACUCGACCAGGGUUUUAUCCCCCCUCCCCCAAAGCCCCUUAGUGUUACACUGGUUCUGCAAUGCCUCUGAGGUGCAAAGAAUGUGCUUUUCCCCACGGGGCCCAGAGUUUUUGCCUCUUCUGCCAGGCAGUCACCAUGCUUCUCUGUCCCAGCCUGUUUCUCUUGGCUUGGUUUGGACCACAUUCCUCUGCUACCCAGGGUUUUAGAGCCCCUGCUCUAGGAAACAGUUGUGAGUUCAAGAAAUCAUUGGCUCCUUCGCAGCACAUCGAAUGGGUGAGAAAACAGGCCAUGGUUUAGUUGGCCAGCACUAACUCCACCUCUGUUCUCCCACUGCUUUAGGAUGAUACAAUGAGUAACACCUAGUCUAGAAAUCAGUCUCUUUGUUUUGUAUUAUGUUGUACAUCAUUAAAGAUCUAAAUACAAAAUAUAUACAGUCUUGAUGAAUCUAAAAUAAUUUGCUAACUAUUUUGAUUCUUCAGAGAGAACUACUAAUAAAAAUCUAAAAGAUGUA
Carlito syrichta (Philippine tarsier) is the source of this 2822-nucleotide messenger RNA. It is a transcript of the gene UBAP1, whose product is annotated as ubiquitin associated protein 1. Lineage: Eukaryota; Metazoa; Chordata; Mammalia; Primates; Tarsiidae. Gene Ontology annotation, cellular component: ESCRT I complex. Gene Ontology annotation, molecular function: ubiquitin binding. The transcript is spliced from 10 exons. Gene Ontology annotation, biological process: ubiquitin-dependent protein catabolic process via the multivesicular body sorting pathway. The coding region runs from base 365 to 1873 and encodes 502 amino acids. The record is from RefSeq and is a predicted model, not a curated record.